AUGUCCAACUCUUCGCCGCUCUUCGACGCUUCCCGUCCCUUCCCUGCUCUCCAAACCUCGUUCUCCCCCACCCUCCCACCGCUCUUGCCCCGCGCGAUGGACGAAAACGGAAAGCGCCGCCGCUUGGACAGCCCGCAUGGGUCGAGCCUGUACUCUGGCGACCGCGUACCGCGGCGCCGCGCCACGGACGCGUCGCCCAACCCGUACCUGUCGCACCGGCGCGACGCGCACAACCCGUGGACGGGGCGCCCGUACUCGGAGGCCUACUACGACAUCCUGCGCGUGCGCCGAAAGCUCCCCGUGUAUGACGCGCGCGCGCGCCUCAUGGAGUGCCUGCGCGCGCACAACGUCGUUGUGCUCGAGGGCCAGACCGGCUCCGGCAAGACCACGCAGGUCCCGCAGUUCCUGGCGGAGGCAGGCUUCUGCGAUGGCGGCAUGCGCAUCGCUUGCACGCAGCCCAGACGCGUCGCCGCCAUGAGCGUCGCAAAGAGGGUCGCAGCGGAAAUGGACGUCCGCUUGGGCGACCACGUCGGGUAUAGCAUCCGCUUCGAGGAUCGCACGUCGAGAGAGACGAAGCUCAAAUACUUGACGGACGGUAUGCUGCUGCGGGAGGCUAUGAAGGACAACCUGCUGAAGGCCUACAGCGCUAUUGUGCUGGAUGAAGCGCACGAGCGCACGCUGAGCACGGACGUCCUUAUGGGGCUGUUGAAAGGUGUACUGAAGAAACGGCCGGACCUUAAGGUCGUAGUGAUGAGCGCCACGCUGGACGCCCAAAAGUUCCAGGACUACUUCGACGGUGCCCCGCUGCUGAGCGUGCCGGGGCGUGUCUUCCCGGUCGACAUCAUCUACUCGCCCCAGCCAGAGGACGACUACGUCGACGCCGCCAUCCGCACCGUCAUCUCCAUCUGCCGUAACGAGCCUACGGGCGACGUCCUGCUGUUUCUGACGGGGGAGGAGGAGAUCGAAGAGAGCUGCCGCAAGAUCGAGGAGGAGCUGCGGCCCUUCGAGCGCGCGUACGGGCCGGUGGUUGUGCUCCCGCUGUACGGUUCGCUGCCCCCCGACCGACAGCAGAAGGUCUUUGCGGAUCCGCCGCCGCCGCUGUAUCAUGGAGGCCCGCCCGGACGGAAGGUCAUUUGCGCGACAAACAUCGCCGAGACUUCCCUCACGAUCGACGGCGUCGUGUAUGUUGUGGAUACGGGCUUUUCCAAGCAGAAGAUCUACAACCCGCGCGUCAGGGUCGAGAGCUUGCUAGUCCAGGAGAUCUCGAGGGCCUCGGCAAAGCAGAGAGCCGGGCGGGCGGGGCGUACGCGUCCGGGUAAGUGCUUUCGUUUGUAUACGGAGGAGAGCUUUCACAAGCAUCUGAUUGAGACGACGCACCCGGAGAUUUUGAGGUCGAAUUUGGGCAACGUCGUGCUGCAGCUCAAGACGCUUGGCAUUGACGACCUCGUCCAUUUUGACUUUAUGGACCCGCCCGCACCGGAGACACUCAUGCGCGCGCUGGAGCUCCUCAACUACCUGGGCGCGCUGGACGACGAGGGCGACUUGACCAGCUUUGGCAAGCUCAUGUCGGAGUUUCCGCUCCAGCCGGAGAGCUCCGCCGCGCUGAUCCGAUCGCCGCAGUUUCAGUGCUCGAAUGAGGUGCUCACUAUCGUUGCCAUGGUGUCGUCGGCGCAAAACUGUUUUGUCAGGCAGAAGAAGAAGGACAAGAACGCCAUGAGGGGGCGGCCGCCGCACGAGCAGUUUAUGGACGCGGAGGGGGACCACCUGACGCUGCUGAACGUUUUUCAUGCGUACAAGGAGAAAGACAAGGAGAGAGGUGGGGCGAGCCAGUGGUGCUGGGACAACUAUCUGAACCAGAGGGCGCUGCGGACGGCGGGUAAUGUGCGGACGCAGCUGGAACGCACGAUGCGCGGGUGCAACCUAGCGCUGGUGUCGACGGAUUACCAAAGCAUUCACUACUCGUCCAACAUCCGACGCGCGCUGCUGAGCGGGUAUUUCAUGCACGUGGCGCACCGAAACGGCAAGGAGUACCAGACGGUGAAGGACAACCAAAAGGUGAAGCUGCAUCCGUCGUCGGGGAUGCGGGGCAACCCGGCAUGGGUGCUAUACAACGAGUUUGUGUUUACAAAGACGCAGUACAUCCGGACGUGCGCAAAGGUGGAAGGCAAGUGGCUUGUGGAACAGGCGCCGCAUUACUAUGACCUGUCGAAUUUUCCAGGGGGAUCCGCCAAGGAGGAGCUGCGAAGGCUGUACCGGAAGAAGGCGAAAAGAUCGCUUCCCGAAAACGAACGGCGCAGGGGGCGUUAA
Molecule: messenger RNA, 2307 nt
Organism: Chondrus crispus (carragheen)
Lineage: Eukaryota; Rhodophyta; Florideophyceae; Gigartinales; Gigartinaceae
Product: Predicted pre-mRNA splicing factor ATP-dependent RNA helicase PRP43
Exons: 1
Coding region: 1-2307 (768 amino acids)
Cellular component (GO): intracellular anatomical structure
Molecular function (GO): RNA binding; ATP binding
Source: RefSeq, a predicted model, not a curated record